Molecule: messenger RNA, 3430 nt
Organism: Strigops habroptila (Kakapo)
Lineage: Eukaryota; Metazoa; Chordata; Aves; Psittaciformes; Psittacidae
Gene: SATB2
Product: SATB homeobox 2
Exons: 11
Coding region: 575-2770 (731 amino acids)
Biological process (GO): chromatin remodeling; regulation of transcription by RNA polymerase II
Molecular function (GO): DNA-binding transcription factor activity, RNA polymerase II-specific; RNA polymerase II cis-regulatory region sequence-specific DNA binding
Source: RefSeq, a predicted model, not a curated record
GCCGCUGCUGUCGCUGGCAGAGGAGGGAGCGAUUGAAAGUGACACACCGGGGGCCGCCGCCGCCGCCGCUUCCCCGCGCCGCCAGGCACCCGCCGCCGCCGCGGAGCCCGGGGGAGCGGCGCUCCCUCCUCUUCUCCUCCCCCCGUCUCCCCCGGUAUUGAUUUUCUCCGCGGAAGGUGUGAGAAGUCGGCUCCCUCUCCCCUCUCCUCCGCGCCGCAGCCGGCGGCCCCGCGGCUCCCCGCCCCCUCGCCCCGACCUCCCCGCUCCGCUCCGCUCGCCGCCCGGGAUCCUCCGGGAAGGGGCUCUGGCCCCUGCCGCCCCGCGCAGCGCGGGCAGCCGCCCCGGCCCCGCCGCCUCGGCACCCCCGGAGGAGGGCAAGGAGGGGGCUGGGGGUGGGGGGGGAGCAGUAGAAGGGAAGAAAGCGGCGUGAGAGGAGGAAGCAAGAAAACUUUCCACCCUGGAUUCUCUACUUCUGAUCCAUGGACAGAGCCCAACUCAGCCAACUUACAGACAGGCUAUAAGCAGUCCGUGCUCCUUCUACUGCGACCUGCCAGCGGGAGCCGCGUCUCCGAGCAUGGAGCGGAGGAGUGAGAGCCCCUGCCUGCGGGACAGCCCCGACAGAGGCAGCGGCAGCCCCGAUGUCAAAGGGCCCCCUCCCGGGAAGGUGGCCAGGCUGGAGCAGAACGGCAGCCCCAUGGGCACCCGUGGGAGGCCCAACGGCGCCGUCACCAAGCCCGUGGGAGGUUUGAUGAUUCCAGUCUUUUGUGUGGUGGAACAGUCGGACGCCUCUCUUGAAUACGAUAAUCGAGAAGAACAUGCUGAGUUCGUUCUGGUUCGCAAAGAUGUGCUCUUUAGCCAGCUGGUGGAGACAGCGCUCCUGGCUCUGGGGUAUUCCCACAGUUCUGCAGCUCAGGCACAAGGAAUAAUCAAGCUUGGGAGGUGGAAUCCCCUCCCUCUCAGUUAUGUGACUGAUGCGCCAGAUGCGACAGUAGCCGACAUGCUACAAGAUGUCUAUCAUGUUGUGACAUUGAAAAUCCAAUUACAAAGUUGUUCAAAGUUGGAAGACUUGCCAGCAGAGCAGUGGAACCACGCCACAGUUCGCAAUGCCUUAAAGGAACUGCUCAAAGAGAUGAAUCAGAGCACAUUAGCCAAAGAAUGCCCUCUCUCACAGAGUAUGAUUUCAUCCAUUGUAAAUAGCACAUACUAUGCCAAUGUGUCAGCAACCAAGUGCCAGGAGUUUGGGAGAUGGUACAAAAAGUACAAGAAGAUUAAAGUGGAAAGAGUGGAAAGAGAAAACCUUUCAGACUAUUGCGUUCUUGGUCAACGUCCCAUGCACUUACCAAAUAUCAACCAGCUGGCAACCUUGGGAAAAACAAACGAACAGUCUCCUCAUGGCCAAAUUCACCACAGUACUCCAAUCCGAAACCAAGUGCCAACGAUGCAGACAAUGAUAAACCCGGGGCUCCUGUCUCCUCAGCUCAGUCCACAACUGGUGAGGCAGCAGAUAGCAAUGGCCCAUCUGAUAAACCAACAGAUUGCUGUCAGCCGGCUAUUGGCUCACCAGCAUCCACAGGCUAUCAACCAGCAGUUCUUGAAUCAUCCACCCAUCCCUAGAGCUGUCAAACCAGAGCCAUCGAAUUCAUCAGUGGAAGUCUCUCCAGAUAUAUACCAGCAAGUCAGAGAUGAGCUGAAGAGAGCCAGCGUGUCUCAAGCUGUCUUUGCAAGAGUAGCAUUCAACCGCACACAGGGCUUGUUGUCAGAGAUCCUGCGUAAAGAAGAAGACCCUAGGACAGCUUCCCAGUCCCUCCUGGUAAACUUAAGGGCAAUGCAGAAUUUCCUCAACUUGCCUGACUCGGAGCGGGAUCGUAUCUAUCAGGACGAGAGAGAGAGAAGUAUGAACCCCAACGUGAGCAUGGUGUCUUCAGCUGCCAGCAGCCCAAGCUCCUCCAGAACCCCCCAGGCCAAAACCUCCACACCAACAACAGACCUCCCCAUUAAGGCGGACGGCGCCAAUGUCAACAUCACAGCUGCCAUUUAUGACGAGAUCCAACAGGAGAUGAAAAGGGCCAAGGUAUCUCAAGCUCUGUUUGCCAAAGUGGCUGCCAAUAAAAGUCAGGGCUGGCUGUGUGAGCUGCUUCGCUGGAAAGAAAACCCAAGCCCAGAAAACCGCACCCUUUGGGAGAACCUCUGCACCAUUCGCCGCUUCCUGAACCUUCCCCAGCACGAGAGGGAUGUGAUCUAUGAGGAGGAGUCCAGACAUCACCACAGUGAGCGUAUGCAGCAUGUUGUCCAGCUGACUCCCGAGCCUGUGCAGGUGCUGCACAGACAGCAGUCCCAGCCUGCGAAGGAGAAUUCCCCACCUAGAGAAGAGGCUCCUCCUCCACCUGCUGAGGACAGUUGUGCCAAAAAGCCAAGAUCCCGUACCAAGAUCUCCUUGGAAGCUCUGGGUAUCCUGCAAAGCUUUAUCCACGAUGUGGGUCUCUACCCUGAUCAGGAAGCCAUCCACACCCUCUCUGCUCAGCUGGAUCUCCCCAAACACACCAUUAUCAAAUUCUUCCAGAACCAACGUUACCAUGUAAAGCACCACGGGAAGCUAAAAGAGCAUUUGGGAACGGUGGUUGACGUGGCAGAGUACAAGGAUGAGGAGCUGCUGACGGAGUCGGAGGAGAACGACAGCGAGGAGGGCUCUGAGGAAAUGUACAAAGUGGAGCCUGAGGAGGAGAACCCCGACAAAAGCAAGGCAGCUCCAGCGGACAUCGACCAGAGAUAAUGUGAGACAGGAGCGCAGAAAGCAAUACAUUGAUCCAAGGAUUUUCUGGUUUUAUUUUUAAUUUUUUUUUUCUCUUUUUACUUUUGUUUGUUUGUUUCCAUUGCGCAUGAUCCAUGUGCAAACCGAAUGAAUUCAGCAUUGCCCGAUCAGACAUCGCCUUGACACAGACACUCGAGUGUUACACUUCCUACGUUUGACUGAAGUAAUCAUUGUAAUCACAUAGGAUUAUGCCUUCAUUAAUCUUGCACUUAUGAAAGGGACAUCUAGCAAGUAUAAUGGGAAGAAAAAGUCCUAUGAAAUCAAUGAAGGAAAAUUUACAACUCUGUGUGUAUAUAUAUAUAUUUACAUAAAAUAUAUAUAUAUUAAAAUUGCAUGGGACGGAACUUUGCAACCUGAAAGUAUAGACUGUGAAAUGAGUUCUUUAAAGAUGAGACUUGUUUAUGUAUUAAAACCACUUCACAAUGAGUUGCUUUGGCUUUUUGAUAAACUGCCGCCUGCUCUCAGGGUGUGGUGACUAUUUUUGAAUUCCUAUUUAUUUUCUAUGUUUAUCCCUGAUUUUUUUUUUUUUUUCAUUAUUAUAUGGCUUCCUAUCUGGCAACUUGAUGGGUAAUUUUUGAGGUAUGUAUUUAAAGAUGUAAAUCAACACUGCCAAAAAAAAAA